AUGAGUGAAAAAAAGUUUUAAGAGUUAAGUGAUAAAAGGCAAAGUCUUGAGAAUGAACUAAAAGUCUUGGAGAAACAAAUUUUUGAUUUGGAGACAAAAUAUUUAGAAGAAACAGCUGCCACAGGAAAUGUUAUAAAAGGAUGGGAAGGAUAUACGACAAUAAAAAGUGGAAAACUAAAUGGGAAUGUUUCAAGGAAGACUAAAGCAAAUGCUAAUGAUCGUAUUUUUUCAUAAAGCAGCAAAACAUCUCCAUUUAGACUGCAGUUGAAGAGCCCAAAAGUCCUAAGAGUCCAUAAUUUAGGCCUAGAAGAAUAAAGAAAAAGAAGCACUAUGGAUACAAAAAAGAGUAUAUAUGGGAGUUAUGAUAGUGAUGUUGCAGAAAAUUCAUAGGGUAGUUCUUCAGAAGACUUUUAAUAGGAUUAGGUCAAAAAAGUUAAAGGGUCCAAGAAAAUAUGA
This is a messenger RNA of Paramecium tetraurelia, 456 nucleotides long. RefSeq lists its product as uncharacterized. The record is from RefSeq and is a predicted model, not a curated record. Gene Ontology annotation, cellular component: histone acetyltransferase complex. NCBI's taxonomy places the organism in Eukaryota, Ciliophora, Oligohymenophorea, Peniculida, Parameciidae. The transcript is spliced from 2 exons.